This is a messenger RNA of Brassica napus (rape), 1385 nucleotides long. RefSeq lists its product as uncharacterized. Lineage: Eukaryota; Viridiplantae; Streptophyta; Magnoliopsida; Brassicales; Brassicaceae. The transcript has a single exon. The record is from RefSeq and is a predicted model, not a curated record. The coding region runs from base 491 to 1027 and encodes 178 amino acids.
GCCUUGAUUCAUGCUGUUUUGCUGAAUAAGAACAUCUAGUUCUAAAUGACCUGUCACAACAAGAAAUCACAGAUAAAAUAUACAUUAAAUUUUAGUAAUUUUAGUGUUUGGUAGAAAGAAAGUUAAACAAUUAAGCGGGUCUUGUAAGGACUGACUCUGACAAAAUAUCAUGAAAAUUAAGUAAGUAGCGACCACAUUAAUAUUGCUAAAACUUGAAAGGAGAAACAUUACUUUUUGUAAUUUGAUUACCAAACUAUACCCUAUCAGACAAAGUCCCCAAUAAAGAUAAGAAGCGACAACUAUAAUCCGUAGAGGAAAAAGAUACACACAGUUGUAUACAACCAGCAAAAAUAAUUAAUACUUAAUCACCACUUAAUCCAUAAACUAACACAACUAUAUAUAUUCCACAUAAUUAUAAAACCAAGCCCAUUUCUACGAACUUCCCUCUUUGACUCUGUCUUUCUCUCAUUCUUUUACUCUGGUUACAAUAAUGGGAAACACAUCUUCAUGCGCACCAUUGAUCAUAUCAUCACAUUCAUCAUCAGGAGUAGUCAAAAUCUUAUCUCCUUUCACCGGAACGCUAGAUGUCUUCUCAAAACCCAUCAAGACUUCCGAUAUCGUCUCUCAGAACUCCACUCACUUUAUCACCGACUCAACUUUGCUCCAAAUAGGACACCGAGUCACCGCCGUAUCUUCCCACGAGAUUUUGCGGCCUAGACGACAUCUCUACCUCCUCCUUCCGACAGACAUGCUAUUCUCUGUCUUAACACAAGAAGAGCUCGAUCUCAUCUCGGAAAAAUCAGCAGAGAUACUCAACGAAAGUCGGUAUAACCAUUUGAAGAGAAUGUUCCCUGUUUGUAUGUUUCCAGUGUCCGGAGAUAGAAGAAGAAACUCAACGUCGGUUAACGAAGAUGAUCAUCAUGAUCAUGCAGGUGUGGAAAUAAGAGAAACCCUAGAAGAAAAGGUAAUAUACGAAUCUAAAUAUGGAUCUUGGAGGCCUGGACUGGAGACGAUCGUGGAGAGCUAAAAUGAAUAAAAUCUUGAGGAUUGUUAAAUACUUUUAUAUAUUAUCAGUCGUAGACGAUUAUUUUUGGUUCUCUAUAUUUUGUGUCAGAGUUUUGUAAAGAAACGGAGGCUUCUAUAAGGUUUUGCUGUUCACGGUAUUGAGUUUUAGUUUAACUAUACAUUUUUCAAGUUAUAGAUAUUGGAAUGAACCAUGAGGUAUAGUUGUAUGCUUUUCGGUUACUUAGCAUGCAAGUAACUGAGUUCGACAGGAUAUUGUUUAUUAGCCGCUGAAGUAUUAAUCGGACAGCUAUAAUCAGUCUGUGUUUUGCAUCAUCGGGUAAAAAGGAAAAUGGUCAAUGAAGACGUUGGUUUCUGGUAAA